UUUCUUCCCCCGCUGUAGAGACGUUCCUAUGAGACGAAAAGCAUCGUCUCAACAUGUCGUGAAUCCGAUUUGCAGACAGCAAAAUAAAAAAUGGGGGCGAUUUUAAAUAAAGUUCCCAUUCUUUAUGUUUUGUUACUAACUUUAAUGUUUUAUCAUUCUGAUGUUUUGAAGUAUUCGGCUGUGAGCGCACAAGAGGAUGACGAGUCUCAGGAGCUCCGGCUGUCCGAGGACGCGGAGAACCGGCCCCGCUUCGUGGAGUCCGACGACUCGCCGCCCAAGAGGCACUUUAAGACGGCCGAGAUGGCCGACGCCGUGAUGAGAUCUGUGGCCCCCAUCGACCCGUCUGACAUCGAGUCCCUUUUCCCCCAAAACGUGAGGGACCGGCGGGCGGGCUUCACCCCCCCCUCCGAGGAGAGCGGCGCCCAGUGUGAUCCCACAGGAGCGGAGGACGUGAGCGACGAGCCGUCCCAGCAGGUCACUCUGGACAUGGUGCGCGCUGACGUCCCGUCCUCCGAGGAGCGGAACGGCACAGAGGCCACCAAGACCUACAAGGUGACCUGCGACCGGAGGAACAUCACGAAGGUCGACAGCUUCACUGUGCAGGUCCUCAAUGCAUCGCAGGACCUGAUGGAGUUCCUGAAUGCUAACGGCACCGAGUGCUCCGUGGUGCUGUUCUUCACCGCAUGGUGCCAGUUCUCUGCCAGCUUGGCGCCUCACUUCAACGCCCUGCCCCGAGUCUUUCCCAGCAUGCACUUCCUGGCACUGGACGCCUCGCAGCACAGCAGCCUCUCGACCCGGUUCGGCACGGUGGCCGUGCCCAACAUCCUGCUGUUCCAGGGGGCCAAGCCCAUGGCUCGCUUCAACCACACGGAGAGAACGCUGGAGACGCUCACCUCCUUCAUCGGGAACCAGACAGGGUUUGAGAUGGGCCCCGACAGAAACGUGACGGAGACGGACCGCCUGGGCCCCCUCCUCAGCGUCCCGGUGAGGAGCAUCGACUGGCUGCUCGUCUUCUCUGUGCUCUUCAUCGCCGGCUUCACCACGUACGCCAUCCUGCGCACCGACAGCAUCCGCUGGCUCAUCCCGGGACAGGAGCACGAGCACCAGGACUGACAAAGUGUGUGUGUGUGUGUGUGUGUGUGUGUGAGGCUUUGAGAUUCCCAUUAAAAAAAGUUAAUAAUUUGUAGCUUUGGUCUUUUAGGCUCUUGUUUUUAAAUUGUCUAUUCUAUUCGAGGGCAAAGUGCAAAACGUUAUCCAGUGAUGUUAUUUUAUCAAAUAAAUACAAAAUAAAGGAUUCAUCCACCCUGAAAUACAUAAACACCAGUUAAAC
Molecule: messenger RNA, 1330 nt
Organism: Pungitius pungitius (ninespine stickleback)
Lineage: Eukaryota; Metazoa; Chordata; Actinopteri; Perciformes; Gasterosteidae
Gene: txndc15
Product: thioredoxin domain containing 15
Exons: 5
Coding region: 91-1113 (340 amino acids)
Biological process (GO): cilium assembly
Cellular component (GO): cilium
Source: RefSeq, a predicted model, not a curated record